Messenger RNA from Manis javanica (Malayan pangolin), 1822 nucleotides. It is a transcript of the gene BBIP1, whose product is annotated as BBSome interacting protein 1. The record is from RefSeq and is a predicted model, not a curated record. Gene Ontology annotation, biological process: cilium assembly; receptor localization to non-motile cilium. Lineage: Eukaryota; Metazoa; Chordata; Mammalia; Pholidota; Manidae. Gene Ontology annotation, cellular component: BBSome.
GGCCACAGAGUAAGCCUCCUGCCGGGUAGAGCGACAACUCUCAAUCGGAAGUUACUAUUGAAGCUAAGGCAGCCAUAACCGAUAAUGGCAACGAGAGUUUCCAGGCUUCUGGUCUCCGGUGUGACGCAUUUCCCUUCGCGCAAUUUCACGGUUGCCCUGGGCAACAGCUGAGCUCUCUGGGAGAUGUAUCUGUAAGUAGGCCCAAAAAGGGACCAAAUGUGCCCAGACAUUCCAUGUUAGACGAGAGAAUGCCCAUUCCGCGUGGAGUCGUGAAGUGCGGUGAGUGUCCCUCGACCUCAACGCGUGGGGCCGGCCUGUCCAGAAGUCCCUCGAAGACCGAGCGCCAAGGGGGCGAGCGGGUCUUGGAGCCUCUUCCGCUCGGGAAAAACUAUCCAACGAUUCAGAUAUGGCGGAAAUCAAGUCAAUGUUCCGGGAAGUUCUUCCUAAACAAGGGCAGGUGUCUGUGGAAGAUAUAACCACAAUGGUGCUAUGUAAACCCAAACUUUUACCCUUAAAAUCUCUGACUCUGGAAAAACUGGAGAAGAUGCAGCAAGCAGCCCAGGAUACAAUUCACCAACAAGAAAUGGCAGAGAAGAAACAACAGCAAAUAACUCAGUGAAUGAUAAUUACCAUUUCUAUGUAACACCCUAUUAACAAUAGCAAGAAAAUUUGCAUCUGUAUGCUGAUAGUAUAUGUUAAUAGAACUGAUAAAUGUUCAUAAUAUAAAAAUACCCGACUGAAAUAUGUAUUGUAAAUUUAAACAGUCUGGUUUGUGUUGAACAUAAGUAAUUAAACUUUGAAUCCAAAAUUUUUUUUUAACCCAAGUUUUUAGAAUUGGAAAUUAUUUUUCACCAUUCCUAUCAGUUAAUUUAAAAAUACCCGACUGAAAUAUGUGAAUCUGGUUUGUGUUGAACUUAAUUAAACUGAACCCAAAUUUUUUUUUAACCCAAGUUUUUAGAAUUAGAAAUUACUUUUCACCGUUCCUAUCAGUUUUAUAGAUAAUAUUCUUAGGCACAAGAAACCAAAUGCAACUUUUAUAUUCAAAGAAUCUUUACAUAUUUAAAACUUAAUUUGAUACAUUCUAAUAUUGUGUACAUGUUCAGCUUUUACAUUAUCUAAUUUUAAAACAUUUUUAUGAAUUUUAUGUCAUGUUUUAAGACUAACUGAUCCUACCAGUAAUGACAAACUGCAUUUCUUAAAUUUGAUUUUUAAGAAACCCUCAGUAGUUCCUUGAGCUUCUAACAAUACUGAUUUUAAGGACUCAAGAAUAAUCUGGCUACUUUUACCUUGCAGGAAUCAAGGUAAAAUCUCAAAAUGGAAAGUAACAUGGACUUGAAAGAGUCCAUGAGAUAAAUAUGAACAUUAAACUUGGAGUUUUAGUUAUAAAAGACUGUACCUAAGCCUGUAAUAGGUAUAUUCCUAAGAACACGUUUGUAAAUUCUGAAUAUAAUUUUUGGUUGGUUUGCUGUAAUCAGUAAUUGAAAAUUUAAAUUAGCAUAGACCUUGAGGCCUCUUUACUGAGUAAUCAGGCUCUGAAAAAAAGGUUAGAAAUGUGAUCAUUCUUUAGAUAACUUACUUGUUGUAGUGAACUAUUUUCUCAAACACUGGGUAAAUGUUACUCUUUGAAAAAUGGUUUUUUAUAACAAACAUUACUUUGUAAUUGACUUAAGAAUGAUGAAAGGUAUAUAUAUAUAUAUUUUAAAUUUCUUUAAACUCUAGAUACAAGUGUGCAUGCAAUUUCCCAAUAUUUAAAGAAUUUAUUUACUAUUCUAUUUUUCAUUUAAAAGUUUGCGAGAAACAAAGUUUAAAUUCACUAGGUUCA